Messenger RNA from Armigeres subalbatus, 2048 nucleotides. RefSeq lists its product as uncharacterized. Gene Ontology annotation, molecular function: RNA polymerase II cis-regulatory region sequence-specific DNA binding; DNA-binding transcription factor activity, RNA polymerase II-specific. The record is from RefSeq and is a predicted model, not a curated record. The coding region runs from base 258 to 1916 and encodes 552 amino acids. Gene Ontology annotation, biological process: regulation of transcription by RNA polymerase II; cell differentiation; anatomical structure morphogenesis. The transcript is spliced from 3 exons. Lineage: Eukaryota; Metazoa; Arthropoda; Insecta; Diptera; Culicidae.
CCGACUUUUCGGCGUUUUUGUUUUUAUUACUCUCAAUGUAGUGUAAAACAUAAAUAAAGCAAGCUGCUUCGGCUGUGGCAGCUUCUGCCUGGCCGCGUGUUUAUUGUGGUCCAGAAGGAAAACCGUGGAAAGUGGAUGAGUGUGUUCCACAGCUACAGCGUUCGAUGAUGCCGUUGCGUGCUCGGGAAAUGAUGUUACUGUUUUUCCGCGUCUGUUAAACAAAUAGACCGACUGAGCGAGAUCGCAAGGAUCUCCGGAUGAUCGUUUUCCACCAGUUAGUCACUAAUUGGUUGUCGCGCGGUUCGGAAGACGGAGAAUCGGUUUCGAGAUUUUGGUAUUUUACGCAAGCGCGUGUGACUUGGUGGAGGACAAUGUUGCCUUACAGUUCGUAUGCCGCCGCGUUGGAUCAGAUACACAGUAUUAAUCAGGAAUUAUCGUUGUUCGCGCAAAAUGGAAGAUAUUUUCCUAUGGAAGCAAGUGCUGCGAGUGUCGGAUUUGCAGGUUCGGCAUACUUUGGAUUAAACCAGUGGUCGUUGCCGUUUUCGUUUCUGAAAGCGGCCCAUCGGCCGGAAAAGCCACCCUUUUCCUACAUUGCAUUGAUUGCGAUGGCAAUCAGCAGUGCUCCGAAUCAACGAUUGACGCUCAGUGGGAUCUACAAGUAUAUCAUGGAUAAUUUCCCGUACUACCGCGAGAACAAACAAGGCUGGCAGAACUCCAUCCGGCACAACCUAUCGUUGAACGAUUGCUUCAUAAAGGUACCACGCGACAAAUCGUCAUCGUCGUCGCCCUCCCCGGGCAAAUCAACCGGCGAUGGGAUAGAUUCCAACGAUUGCAACAGCACCAGCAGCAGCGGUGGAUUCGGUUGUGGCGGGAAAGGCAGCUACUGGAUGCUCGACCCGUCGGCAAACGAUAUGUUCGAGCAGGGCAAUUACCGCCGGCGGAGAACGCGCCGCCAGCGGAACGCGAAAAUGAUCCUGAACGGCCACUUCCAGGCAUCACCGUUCGCGAUGGCGUUCCCUUCGUCAUCCACCGUGGCCGCGGCGGAAUUCAUUAAAACAACAGCAUCCCCGAACGAUUUCCAUCAUCUGAUAGGCGGCCACAAUUUGGAGGCAGUCGCACCGAACUGCUACCCCGCGGCAACGGCAACGGCGCUCAUCGGUGGAAACGUUGGUCAUUCGAUGCUGCCGCUGCCGCCGAGCUCUUCAUCAUUACCUGGUGCGCUACUGCCGAUUGCCGCCUCACCGUGUCCUUCGUCGAACUCGACUUGCUCUUCGCCAACGCAGAAUUACCUUCAUCACCACCAGCAGCACUAUCAGUUGCAGCAUCACGAGCAACAAUCAGCUUCAGGUGGUCCAAUUUCGACAAAUGAAGACAUAAAACGAGAUUUUGAUGAAGCAACCGAUAGCGGUAGUUUAACGAGCUCCCCUGCGGUCGUCCUGCUGGACUACGGCGAAUCCUUAGCCGCCGUGAACGUUGCAACCUUCGCUGCCACCGCGGCGAAGUCGUCUGAUAAUUAUUUAGAUAAUUUUCAAUCGAAUUUUCCCUCGUUGGAUGCAUUCCUGAGCGAGCUAGGCGAGUUGAAGGUGAAAAGCUGUAUGACGCCGACUUCCAGCGCAACGGGAGACCAUUUAGCCGACGACGACGACGACGUCGAGGACCGCCGGCAGCUCAACCACUUUGACUACAGAGCAAACCGACCGGAAGGGAAUGAUGAGCGGAGCAUUGUAAACAGCUCACCGCAAAUGGAACCACAACAAAAACAGACACCGGUAGAAGUUGGCAGUACUUCCGGAACUGCCGUUGCCAGCAGGGGGUCGGUUUGUGCUGCUGCCAGCAGUGGCUACCGAGCGAGAAAGACGAGUAGUGGUUUAAAGUCGAGUAAUUUCACCAUUGAAAGUAUUAUGCGAAAGCAGUGAGUGAGUGGGGAGCAUUGCACCGCAGGGGCCACGUUUGUUGGUGUGCAUUGGAGCGUUUUCAGUCAGGUGCCAUAACAAAUUUUCCUGGGUAGGCUAAGCGAAAAUAGUAAACUAGUCAGAGCUUUGUAUUUA